UGCAGGCGACGCCUUGGAACCGAGGGCGGCGACCGCAGCCACAGGUGCAGCGUCCCUAGCUCCAGGCAUUAACCCCCCACGCCCUACCCCCACGGCGCUAGAAACUGAGGCUUCCAAGCUGCCCCCAACCCUGGACAUCGAGGCCUCCGGGCCGGGGGGUGGAGCCCUGGGGUCGUCUGACGCGCAGGGCCAAGAGCCCCCCGGGCCAGACAGCGAAGAUUCGGAGCCUGCGGCUGAGCGGGACCCUGAGGACCCCAGGCCGGGCGGCGAGGCCCCCGUGCCCUCCGCACAGCAGGGCGUGGAGACCUCGGAGCAAAAGAGCGAAGGCCGCUGGGUAGCGGCGGAGCCGGACGCAGAACACCCGGGGCCGCCUGCACCUGUGGGUUUGGGGAGUGCCGGGCCAGACAGCGAAGACCCCGGGCUGUCCGAGGAGCGAAGGGCAGAGGCGCCGAGGCAGUGUCCACCUCCGCGCCCCGAGACCUCCGCCUCUGGGUCGGGCCUGGAAGCCCCGCACCGGUCUCCCGAGGAGGAGCAGCCGCUCAUGGAGACGCCCAUUGAACGCGAAAUCCGCCGCAGUUGCGAACGCGAGGAGAGCUUGCGCCGCAGCCGGGGUCUGAGCCCGGGCCGCGCCGGCCAGGAACUCGUGGAGCUGCGCGUGCGGCCGGUGCUCAGCGUGCCCGGCCCGGGCCCCACGCUCCCGCGCGCCCUGGAGCGCGCGCGGGCGGGCGCGCAGAUGCAGCGAGACAUCGAGCGCGAAGCUCACCGGCAGGCGGCGCUGGCGCGCCCCGCAACCCCGGAGCCGCCGCGCGCCCCGCAGCCGCCGCCGCCGCCGCCGCCGCCGCUGGGCGAGCUCAGGCGCUUCUUCGAGGAGGCGGCGGCGGCGACGGCGGAGGGCGGCGCGGGCCCGCAGCCCGGAGGCCGGCCGCGAUCGGCCGCGCAAGCCCGGGGCCCCGUGCUGGCCCGCGCCCCGCCGCCUGUCGCGCCGUCGCUGCUGCAGCGGGAGUUGUGCGAGGUCCGCGCUCGCGAACUGGAGCUCCAGCGCCAGCGGCGCAGCAUCUAUGGCACCGCCGAAGAGGAGGAGCCGGCGCCGAGCCUCACCGCGAGCAGGGGCGACGGAAAACUGGCGGUGAUCUGGCCUCCCCGCAGAAAGGCCUCGGAAAACGGCUUGGAGCAGGAGGAGCGCAAACCGUGAGGGUUUUACGCGGGCUGGGUCCCCUGGCCGGAAGUCUCGCAGGCGUCGGAGGACCUGGCUGGGGACGGUCCAGCCGUGCCCGGCAGAUCUGCAAGAGUGGUCAGCCGUGUGUGCUGGGGAAGGUGACACUCUGGCCACCUGGCCGCCCGCACCAAGCCCCACCACGCCGGGAUGGAGACCGUGCAGCCCUCGGGCCCCCUGAGCGCGCAGACCCCCCUGACUUCUCUGCCUGCCUCUGCCCUUCGAUCCAUCCUCCGCUCAAUAAAGCCCCCUCGCUUU
Lepus europaeus (European hare) is the source of this 1471-nucleotide messenger RNA. RefSeq names its product MISP family member 3 (gene MISP3). Bases 542 to 1192 code for a protein of 216 amino acids. The transcript has 3 exons. The record is from RefSeq and is a predicted model, not a curated record. NCBI's taxonomy places the organism in Eukaryota, Metazoa, Chordata, Mammalia, Lagomorpha, Leporidae.